This is a messenger RNA of Achroia grisella, 1683 nucleotides long. RefSeq lists its product as uncharacterized. Bases 279 to 1559 code for a protein of 426 amino acids. Gene Ontology annotation, cellular component: cyclin-dependent protein kinase holoenzyme complex; nucleus; cytoplasm. Gene Ontology annotation, biological process: regulation of cyclin-dependent protein serine/threonine kinase activity; mitotic cell cycle phase transition. NCBI's taxonomy places the organism in Eukaryota, Metazoa, Arthropoda, Insecta, Lepidoptera, Pyralidae. The transcript is spliced from 6 exons. Gene Ontology annotation, molecular function: cyclin-dependent protein serine/threonine kinase regulator activity. The record is from RefSeq and is a predicted model, not a curated record.
CAAAGUCGCAUGCUAGUUACUUAUUUUAGCGCAACGUCAUGUGACGAAUAAUAUAAAUUAAAUAAAUUAAGUUUUUUGUACAAGUCACUGUGUAAUAUCUUUAUCUAGUAUUACAAUUGUGAGUGAAAUGUUUCAUUGAUGUGGCACGUAGUGGUGAAAAAUGUUCCCAUAUUUCUUGUACAUGUGACAUUUGUUUCCACGUGGUGAACGUCAGAACUAGUCGACGUGUUAAAGGACCUCGCUACAUUUUAAGUUCUUGACCGCAUUUUUACGUUGAAAUGGAGUCCUUAAACAUGUCCAAGCUCAACUUGUCGAGUGUUAGGAGCCACACAUCCAAAGAAAAUGGGUCAAAAGCCGAGUCAAGCGACUCAAGAUUCGAUCCCAAUCCAAUAACAGAUCCUGAUGAUGAAUACCACUGCGAGUAUAAGGAGGAGAUAUGGAAGAGCCUGCUGGAACAGGAAUCGAAGAAGCCGACAAUCCAUCUACAGUCUCCACAGUUGGAAUUCCGCGGCACACUUGUCCAGCUCCUCCGUGAUGUCUCCAAGAAGCUGUCGCUCACUAUUGCAACUCUACACGCGGCGGUGGCUCAACUCGACCUGUUCAUGGAUGCGCAUCGAUUGAGAUCAGAUCGGCUGACACAUGUUGCACUGGCUUGCCUGAGCCUUGCUGCAAAAAGCGAGGAAAAAGUCAGCCGGGCGCCAUCCCUAAAGACCCUAUCGAAGAUCAGUGGGGUUCAAUUGUGCGGGAAAACGUUCAGGCAGCUGGAAUGGAUGGUGGGCCAGCAUGUACGGUGGCGGCUGCUGGCCCCGACCCCGGCGACGUUUGCGGCGCUUCUGGCACAGUACGUGGUCACGGAUGCCGACCUCACCACGAGGCAUCCGAAGUUCGUGAGGCGGUUCAAACGGGACGGCGCUAAGUUGCUGGAGGCGUAUCUUGAUUUGACUCUGUCAGAUGUGCGGCUGGUGGCGCUGGAGAGCGUGGACGUGGGGUGCGCGUGCGUGGCGUGCGCACGUGCAGAGCUAGGGCUGCCGGCGUGGCCGGGCUGGCUGGCCGCCCGCGCCGCCCGGGACCACCCCGCCGUCGCCCCCAUCGCGCGCCUACUGCACAGGAUGAUGCAAAUGGUGAAGUCUCGGGAGACCCCAGCAGACUCAGAAGCCGAUCAGGGGUACAGCAGCGCUCGUACGUCUCCUAACCUCACACCAUGCACGUCUCCAUAUCAAGUGUCGCCAGCAUCCAGCACUUGCAGCACCAGCUACCUCAACGAUUACCGUCAACGCCCCGUAGAAGCUGAAACGACAUACUCAGUGCUGGACUUGAACGACAGCGCGCCAACUGUGCAGACUUACUACCCGUUACAAUUACCCACUAAUACAACGUGCCAGAGGGUCAAUAACCCCACAGAAUACAGGUAUUGUAGAUCUAGUAGAUUAAUAGAUGAUAAUUUAGGUACGGUACAACCGUCUAGCAGUACGGCUGUGAAACGUGGCUUAGACACGAACGUAGAAAUAGAUAGCAAGAGGUAUAGACUCGCCAAUCAGAUGUCUCAAGUUGUUCUAUGAUAAUCUAGUCGUAUAACGCAAGGGUGGAUCCAGUGCUUUCCAGGGAGUACAGACUGAAUUUAAAGUAAAAGAUUUAUCUGCUAUGGCAACAUAUUGUUUCUAUCAUAAUACUUGUAAGCUUUUU